AUGAACUUCACCUCGCUAACAACUUUACUCUGUUGUCUCGCUGUCUCUGUUUCUGAGUUUUACACUGUGGAGGUUCAGCCUGCUCAACAAGUCACACUGCACUGCUCCAACUUUUCCAGUCUUCCCACUCACAUAUACUGGUUCAAACUGGCUGACAGAUCCAACUCCAGCUGCAUCUCCUCUAUGAUCACCCCUGAUGCCAAUGCUUCAUUAUGUGAUGGAUUUCAAAAUGGCAAAUUUAAUAUGACGUCCAACACCACCACCCUCUUUCUCAACAUUACACAAGUGGAUUUAUCUGACUCUGGACUGUAUUUCUGUGGAUUUAAAAUAGAAGGGAAUCCAGUUAUUGUCAGUGCAACAUAUUUAAAGGUUCAAGAAGUGUUUGAUGGAAUAAGGACAAAGUUGAUUGUGAUCCUGGUUGGUGUGACUGUUUUCCUCAUGAUAGUCAUCAUGGGUCUGCUUGUCAAAAUAAGGAAACUUCAUACAGCUCAAAAUAAGGGACAUAAUCCACAACACAAUGAGAAUCUGGGCACUGAUGACCUGAACUACGCAGCGCUGAGUUUUCAUCCAAAAGCUAAAACUAGAAGAAAGCCUGCAUCAGACAGAGAGCUGGAGACGAAUGUGAUUUACGCUGCCACCAGAUAG
Scomber scombrus (Atlantic mackerel) is the source of this 645-nucleotide messenger RNA. RefSeq lists its product as uncharacterized. The coding region runs from base 1 to 645 and encodes 214 amino acids. The transcript is spliced from 5 exons. Lineage: Eukaryota; Metazoa; Chordata; Actinopteri; Scombriformes; Scombridae. Gene Ontology annotation, biological process: response to bacterium. The record is from RefSeq and is a predicted model, not a curated record.